Messenger RNA from Exophiala oligosperma, 2614 nucleotides. RefSeq lists its product as uncharacterized. Gene Ontology annotation, molecular function: DNA-binding transcription factor activity, RNA polymerase II-specific; zinc ion binding; transcription cis-regulatory region binding. NCBI's taxonomy places the organism in Eukaryota, Fungi, Ascomycota, Eurotiomycetes, Chaetothyriales, Herpotrichiellaceae. The record is from RefSeq and is a predicted model, not a curated record. Gene Ontology annotation, cellular component: nucleus. The coding region runs from base 149 to 2515 and encodes 788 amino acids. Gene Ontology annotation, biological process: positive regulation of transcription by RNA polymerase II. The transcript has 2 exons.
CUAUGAUCUUCAUCCAGAAUCACUUUACCCGACGCUUCACUGUGUAGGUGCCUGUCAUGUAGUAUUUUGUGUGUCUUUACGGGUCGAGUUUCCUCCCUAGCCCAGUCGAGCACAGCCGGCAUGAUCGCUUCCGGGACUCUCCACUCAAAUGUCACCUUCAAGACCCGAGAGGCAGCGUACCAGGACAUUGACAGGUUGCUAUACCUGUCGUGAACGCAAGUUGAAAUGUGACGAUACGCGUCCAGCCUGUAAAAGAUGCCUAGCGUUGGGCGUUCAAUGUCAAGGUUACGGGGUCAAGCUAUCCUGGCUCGCCUACGAGCCUGGUUGUCCAAGCAGAAAAGAAGCAAAGCCUAAGUCAGAGCGACGCCAAAGUUCAUCUAAAGGCCGCAAGAAUAGUCCAUCCGAGCCCUCUAUCCGUCGUCGGCCUUUAUUCACAGAUCGCGAACGAGCAAGUAUGAUUUGCGAAGUCCAGCGGAAUUUCUUACACGGCGACCACGACAGCAAUAUCGAUCAUGCAAUCGACAUGAUCGACACGUUAGCUGAGAACCUCUGCGAUGAUCCACAAUCUACCCAAGACAUUGGCCCUUUUGGGGUCUUUGGUCUCGACACUUCCACCCAAAAAAGUAUGAUCGAUGACAGUGGCUUCAGUACUUCAGCUGUGGACACGACAUCCUCAGCUGGCGGGGAAAAUCCAACUUCGCCCGAACUUGUACAGGGAGAAUUGUUUCUUCUCGACAACGGAAACGGUCCAAAUGUUGAUCUUGAAGAGGCCGCUAUGCCCUGGCUAGCGGGUCUGGACGAUAUCGCGCUGCCGUGGCUUGAUGGAUUGAACGACAAUUCUGGUCCAAUAGCGGCAGACCAGUUCCUUAACCUAAGCUCAGAGAAUCCAGCCCAUCCCCUUCCAAGCUUCACUGACUACCGGCACUAUGCACUGAACGAUGUGACCCAAGCGGCAGCCGCCAUGAAUAUCAUCAUACCGCCGUUCUACGACAGACAGACACCACCUGCGGCUCGUACGAGGGCUGAAGGAAUGUUGGCAUCCGGUACCCCGGACCAUCCGCAUUGGAGUGGACACUCCAGUUUGAGUCGAAUUCCAGGGUCAUUGUCCAACUUGGAAAACAUCUCGCGCAUACCAUCUGAAGCCCGUUUCCUAUUGGAAUACUACUCCACUGAGGUGGUGAACUUCAUGUGCCACUUACCGAAUCCUCAGUCACCUUGGAGGACCAUUCACUUCCCUUGUGCCAUGAGUACCAUGGCGGACCUCUUGGUGUUUGGAAGCACGAACAACGCUCGGAUGGCGCUCUUCUAUGCUUUACUAUCUAUUUCGGCCAAUCAUCUUGGUUCGAAGAUCCCUUGGUCGACACAAUUGGAGAGCCGUUCUCAAGACGCCGCAAGGGAAUCUGGAUCCAACGCACCAAGUGACCCGAGAGAAAUGACCAACUAUUGGUUGACAAAAGGAGCCACAUUUCAAAACAUGGCCACGACGCAGAUACAGGCUUGUUUGCAGAUCCAACAGAAGAGUUGCGAGGACCAAGAAGUCUAUCGCGAGCUGCUGAUGAGUUUGUUAAGCAUGGUCACCAUCAGUGUUACGAGCGGAAAGCUUGACAAUGCUCACUUCUACCUUCAACGAGCCAACAAGCUGAUCGAGAUGUUCGUUGCCCGUUCAUAUGGCUCAUCGUUCAAAUCCAGUAAGAUUGCUGCAUUGCAUCAAAUUUACUCGUACCUGCAGAUCAUUUACAGCAGUACGCAUGUGUCCAAAACGCUGGGGAGAAAUGAGCAGGGAAGGGACGACCUUGUACAGGACGGUCACGAACUAAACAACGCUGCGGCCAUUGUCGGGCCGUUGGCACUACGGAAUGAUCUAGACUCACUUGCGCAGCACAAGGACGAUUAUCAACUUUUCGCCAAAAUAUAUGGUGUACCACGGUCUCUUCUGACACUCAUAUCUCGUGCCUCAGCACUGGCCAAGGAGCUGGAAGACGAGGAAGAAAUAUCAAGUGGCAGUUCUCCGAGUGAUUGCAAUUUACGAACCCGCUGCCAGCUCCUGGAAGACCAAAUCUGUAAUUGGCAUCCUAUGAAUGACGAGGUAUCUCCAACACCGCCCUUGACCCCCUAUGAUCCUGAGGUUGGGUCGCACCUAGUCCAAGCAAUGCAUGAUGCUCUCAUUGUCAUGUUCUUCCGCAGAGUGAGGCCAAUCAACCGGAUGGUCCUUCAACACUACGUAGAGAGUGCAGCCGAUCAUCUCAACGAGCAGGAGGAAGUCAAGGGUCGAACGGGAGUCAACGCACCCGCCCUUCUUUGGCCAUGGUUCAUGGUCGCUUCGGAAUCGAUUCGAGACUCGGUCCGAGGCAAGCUACGCUUGUGGUCGAGUCUUGCAAGGCAAUAUGGCGGACGAAACCUCGAGAUAGCCGAACAAGUCGUGACUGAGGUCUGGCGAAGACAGGACCUAAGGCUACGCAACUCGAAUUGGUGGGACGUGGUUCGCGAAUGGGAUGUCACCCUGGUUCUCACCUGAAUCGCUUGCCUGCUAUAUGUACCAUAAUAUCAGAGAUUAUUAUCUGUCAUAAGUCGACACCCGAGAACUGUUGCUCAGAACCUCGCAUGCUUAAGUACA